Peromyscus maniculatus bairdii (prairie deer mouse) is the source of this 4913-nucleotide messenger RNA. RefSeq names its product aminoadipate-semialdehyde synthase (gene Aass). Gene Ontology annotation, molecular function: saccharopine dehydrogenase activity. Lineage: Eukaryota; Metazoa; Chordata; Mammalia; Rodentia; Cricetidae. Gene Ontology annotation, cellular component: cytoplasm. The record is from RefSeq and is a predicted model, not a curated record.
ACUUAAAAGUUGAGCAAACACCUCCCCCUCGCCCCCCCGCCCCCCAAGCCAAUUUAAAAAAAAAAUUUUCGGGGGUGGGGGGCAGGGAAAUUAGAGACCUUAGGAUCCAGACUCAGGAUCUCUGGGCUGCGCGGGACUGUUCAGAACCCACAAGAUUUCUAAGGAGACCAGAACUCAUCUGUGAGCCCUCCGCUCUAUUCUGGGCUGCUGUUGAAACUUGCCUUUACAGCUACCAGACUCAAAGAUGCUGCGAGCGCAGAGGCCAAGACUGGCCAGGCUGAGAGCCUGCCUCUCCAGAGGUCUCCACCAAAAGCCAGUGAUGGCACUCCGGAGAGAGGAUGUGAAUGCCUGGGAGCGCAGGGCACCUCUGGCUCCCAAGCACAUCAAGGGCAUCACCAAACUGGGAUACAAGGUCUUGAUACAGCCUUCCAAUCGCCGGGCCAUUCAUGACAAGGAGUAUGCCAGGGCUGGCGGCAUUCUUCAGGAGGACAUCACAGAAGCUUGUCUAAUUUUGGGAGUAAAAAGGCCUCCAGAGGAAAAACUGAUGUCCAAGAAGACUUAUGCCUUCUUUUCCCACACAAUAAAGGCCCAGGAAGCCAAUAUGAGUUUGUUGGAUGAGAUCCUGAAACAGGAAAUCCGACUCAUUGAUUAUGAGAAAAUGGUGGAUCACAGAGGGUCUCGGAUAGUGGCAUUUGGACAAUGGGCAGGUGUGGCAGGAAUGAUCAAUAUUUUACAUGGAAUGGGUUUAAGGCUCCUUGCUUUGGGACAUCAUACACCUUUUAUGCAUCUUGGCAUGGCUCACAACUACAGGAACAGCAGCCAGGCUGUGCAGGCUGUCCGCGAUGCAGGCUAUGAAAUAUCCCUGGGUUUAAUGCCAAAGUCAAUAGGACCCUUAACAUUUGUGUUCACGGGGACUGGCAACGUAUCAAAGGGAGCCCAAGAAGUCUUUAAUGAGUUACCUUGUGAGUAUGUGGAGCCCCAUGAAUUAAAAGAAGUUUCAAAAACUGGAGACCACAGGAAAGUGUAUGGGACGGUGAUAAGUCGCCAUCAUCAUCUUGUCAGGAAAACAGAUGGUGUGUAUGAUCCUGUAGAAUAUGAGAAAUAUCCCGAGCGCUACAAAAGUCGUUUUAAUACAGAUAUUGCACCCUAUACAACUUGUUUAAUUAAUGGAAUCUACUGGGAGCAAAACACCCCUCGCCUGCUAACUCGCCAGGAUGCUCAGAGUCUCCUGGCCCCAGUGAAGUCUUCAGGUGUUCCAAUUGAAGGAUGCCCUGAGUUACCACACAAACUGGUGGCAAUAUGUGACAUUUCAGCAGAUACAGGAGGAUCUAUAGACUUUAUGACCGAGUGUACUACAAUAGAGAGACCCUUUUGCAUGUAUGAUGCAGAUCAGCAUAUUAUUCACGACAGUGUUGAAGGCUCUGGAAUUCUGAUGUGUUCCAUUGACAAUUUGCCAGCACAGCUUCCAAUUGAGGCUACAGAAUACUUUGGAGACAUGCUUUACCCUUAUGUUGAAGAAAUGUUGUUAUCAGAUGCGUCGCAGCCCCUCGAAAGCCAGAACUUUUCUCCAGUGGUUCGUGAUGCAGUGAUUACAUCUAAUGGUUCAUUGACUGACAAAUACAAAUAUAUCCAGAAACUCCGAGAAAGCAGAGAACGUGUUCAGUUCCUUUCAAUGAGUCCCAAGAAGAAGGUGUUGGUGCUUGGGUCUGGCUAUGUAUCUGGGCCUGUUUUAGAAUAUCUGUCAAGAGACAACAAUAUAGAAAUAACAGUAGGCUCUGACAUGGUGAACCAAAUGCAACAGUUAAGCAAGAAAUACAAUAUUAACCCUGUUAGUGUGAACAUUGGUAAACAAGAAGAGAAGCUGCAAUCCUUGGUAGCGUCGCAGGAUCUUGUUAUCAGCUUGUUGCCUUAUGUGUUGCAUCCUGUUGUGGCCAAGGCAUGCAUCUCAAACAGAGUCAACAUGGUCACUGCGAGCUACAUCACACCAGCCAUGAAAGAACUGGAGAAGAGUGUGGACGACGCUGGCAUCACAGUCAUUGGUGAAUUGGGAUUAGAUCCUGGUCUUGAUCACAUGUUGGCAAUGGAAACAAUUGAUAAGGCCAAAGAGCUGGGAGCCACGAUUGAGUCUUAUGUUUCCUACUGUGGUGGCCUUCCAGCCCCCGAAUAUUCAGACAAUCCCUUGCGAUAUAAAUUCAGCUGGAGUCCAGUGGGAGUCUUGAUGAACAUAAUGCAGCCGGCUAGCUAUCUGCUCAACGGGAAGGUUGUGAAUGUGACAGGGGGAGCCUCUUUUCUCGACUCUGUCACAUCCAUGGAUUACUUCCCAGGCCUGAACUUGGAAGGGUAUCCUAACAGAGAUAGUACACGAUAUGCUGAAAUUUAUGGGAUUCCAUCUGCCCACACGUUGUUGAGGGGUACAUUGCGAUAUAAGGGAUAUUCUAAGGCUUUGAAUGGAUUUGUAAAGUUGGGUCUCAUCAACAGAGAAGCAUAUCCUGCCCUCCUACCUGAGUCCAACCCUCUCACCUGGAAACAGCUCCUGUGUGACCUAGUUGGAAUUUCCCGCUCCUCUUCAUGUGAGAAGCUUAAGGAAGUUGUCUUUACAAAACUGGGAGGGGACAGUACCCAGCUUGAGGCUGCUGAAUGGUUGGGCUUAUUGGGGGAUGAGCAGGUCCCUCAGGCAGAGUCUAUCGUGGAUGCAUUCUCCAAGCACUUGGUCUCAAAACUCUCCUAUGGCCCUGAAGAAAAAGAUAUGAUUGUGAUGAGAGACAGCUUUGGCAUCAGGCAUCCCUCUGGACAUUUAGAAAAUAAGAUCAUUGAUCUUGUGGUUUAUGGAGACUUCAACGGCUUUUCGGCAAUGGCUAAAACUGUGGGGUUACCGACAGCCAUGGCAGCCAAAAUGUUGCUGGAUGGUGAAAUUGAAGCCAAAGGCCUAAUGGGGCCAUUUACAAAGGAGAUCUAUGGGCCAAUAUUGGAGCGGAUUAAAGCAGAAGGCAUUGUAUUUAAUACACAGAGCACAAUCAAGCCAUAAAUGGGAAUUCAUUUUUCUAGGCAUCAAAGCUGUCAAUUUGUGUAUGACAAACUUGCUUAUUGAUGGGCUAAAGCAUGAAGUUUUAUGUUUUGAGUAUAACUCAUUUAAAACAUGAAGCAUAUGUUUUGAGUAAGUUAAUGCAAUGGUGUUUUUGAAACUCAAAUCUCUAUUUUAGUAAAACUUUUGGAGUAGACAAUGUCAGUCAUUACAGAGACCUUUAAUAAGUCUAUUGUGUAUUUUUUUGUGUGUAAAAGUGAUGAUGAUCAUAGUUUAAUUUAUUGUGCUUCUUCUUUCUUAUAAGAACAUAUCAGCAAAUGCAGUUCUACUAUUUUUUUUGCCAGAAAAAUUGCAUGUAGUUAUAUUUUUGUAUUUUUCAAAUUGAUUCUGCUAGACAUGUUUAGACUGACAUGUCUACAAUUGCAAAAGUAAUGUUUCAUGCCUUUUGUAAAGUUAUGAUCUAUUUAGUAAAAUUUUUUUGAAAAUUAUUUUCUCUUGAACUUUUGGAAAAGAGAAUUGAUACAAUAAAUUCACAGUCCUCGUUAUCCUUUUAUUACAAGCAGAGAAAGUGUUUGAAAAACUCUAGCACCCCUUCACAAUAAAAACAAAACAGAAAAACCCACCACAAAACACAUAACAAACAAAGACUAGAAAGGGAUGCCCUUAUAAAAGAUAGCCAUGAAAAACCCACAACGUGUAUCAUAUUUAAUGGCAAAAUACUGAAUGAUUUUCACCUAACACCACAAGUAAGACAGGAAUGUGUCACUUGGCCACAGUGAUUCAAUCUGUAUUGAGGGGUUAGGCCAUGGCAAUUAGGCAACAAAAUAAGAUAAAAAACAUCUGUACUCGAAAGGAAGAAAAUGAACUCUAUUUGCAUAGAAUUUCCAAGAACUGCGUAGGAAACCCAAAGACACAGUGAAAAGAAUACAAAAGAAAAUAUCUGAAUUUAUCAAUUUGGAAAAACUGCAGAAUCAGGAAUAACUUACAUUAUUUGCCUUUCUGUAAAGUAUGAAUGAGUGAACCAAAAGUGGCUUUAGAAAAACAAUGUCAGCCGGGCAGUGGUGGUGCACGCCUUUAAUCCCAGCACUCGGGAGGCAGAGCCAGGUGGAUCUCUGUGAGUUCGAGGCCAGCCUGGGCUACCAAGUGAGUCCCAGGAAAGGUGCAAAGCUACACAGAGAAACCCUAUCUCGAAAAACAAAACAAAACAAAAAGAAAAAACAAAAACAAUGUCAACAGCAUCAAAAAGAAAAAAAGUAAUAAGAUUGAGAGGUUAGAAGUGACACUCAUAUUUGUUCCAUUGCCUUUUAAAAAGUGUGCUAAGACAAUUCAGUGAAGAGAAAUACCUGUUCAUCAAAUGAUGAUUGUAAACACGAAUAACCAGAAACAAUGAAGUUGGAUCACUGCCUCAUAGAAGAUAUAAGAACUGACUAAGGACGCAUCUAAAAAAAUUCUAAAAAAGAGUUAGCACUGUAAAAAUCUGAGAAUAAAACAAAAGCAUAAAUCUUCAUGGGUUUGAAUUAGGCAAUGGUUUAUUAAGUAACUGAAGCAAAAAUCACAAGCAUCAGAAGAAAAAAAAUAGACCAACUGGACAAAAUAAAAAUUAAGAACUUUGGAGUUUCCAAGGAAACUGCUACAAAAUAAAAACGCACACUUCCAAAGAACCCAGAGAAUCAGAUUUUUUUUGUAAAUCAUUUAUUUAGGGAAGAAUAUGUAGCUAGAAUAUAUAAAGAGCUGUUAUAACUCAAUAUGAAAAAGAUAACCCAAUUUUAAUAGUGUUCAGAACUUUGGAUUUGGCAGUUCUCUAAAGAUAUACAAAAAUUUAAUAAUAGUAUGAAAAAUGAAAACUAAUUCUACAGUGAGAUACUGCUUUAUACCCAUGAGAAUGGCAGGA